Plutella xylostella (diamondback moth) is the source of this 1878-nucleotide messenger RNA. RefSeq lists its product as uncharacterized. Gene Ontology annotation, molecular function: protein binding. The record is from RefSeq and is a predicted model, not a curated record. Gene Ontology annotation, biological process: intracellular signal transduction. Lineage: Eukaryota; Metazoa; Arthropoda; Insecta; Lepidoptera; Plutellidae.
CUGAUUUUUGUUUUGCAUUAUUUUGCCAUGCAUAUUAAAAUUGAAAUAAACUUUAAUUCAUAAUUCAAUUCUAUUAGAUAUUUUAAUAUAAGUAAGUAUGGAUUUCAGUUCGUUUAAUCCGCGCUCCUCGAACUCGUUGAAUCUAGCGGCGCGUUACAAUGACGUCGAGAACGUAAAGCGUUUAUUGAAGAAGACCAAUCCAAACUGUGUAGACAACAGAGGCUGGACGUGCCUGCACGAGGCGGCCGCCCACCAGAGCUACGAGAGCUUGCAGCUGAUUCUCGCUCACCCCGACUGCCGCCCGCUGGCUGAGACCUUCGAAGGCCACACUGCCCUCUACCUGGCUAUCCUCAAACACUACGACACAAGAACCGCUAAAGCAUUACUAGAAAACGUUGAAGAUAUCGCAAACUAUGCCAGUACUGAAAUGGUUUCUCCCUUACACGUCGCCAGCGCACAGGGUUCAACAGAGUUCGUGCAGUUACUCUUGGAUUAUGGAGCAAUCAUUGAUGUGCAGGACUUUGAUGGUGACACUCCGCUGCAUGAUGCUGCGUUUCAGAUGAAGCACGAGGUAGUGGCCCAGCUGCUGCACGCGGGCGCACAGGCCGAGCUCUGGAAUGAGGCUCUGUACACACCGCUGCAUCUCGCCUGCUUUAAAGGUUGCAUGGAGACUGUGCUAGCCCUGAGACCUUUUAUAAAUGAUGUCAACAUAUGCACAGGGAAUGGGGAGACUCCUCUGAUGCUGGCCACACAGAACAAUGCUCUCGAAGUGGUCAAGUAUCUCCUGGACAACAAAGCUGACCCACACAUUAAGAAUGAGGAUGGGGAUAUAGCAUUGAAAGUGGCUUUAAUGCAUGGAUCUGCAGAUAUAUUCAAAAUCCUACUUCCAGUGACUGACAGAGAUAAAAUCAACAAAGAUAUAAUUUUAUUAGCAUGUAAGCCUCACUAUUUUAAUAUGGAUAUAGUUCUUUGCUUGUUAGAGUCAGAUUUGGGUCCAGAGUUUUUUAAUAUUACAGAAGAUUUUCAUGUGACACUAGAGAAAAUUGGUGGAAUACAACCGAGUUAUAGUAAGAAUGCCCCUCUCAACUCAUUCCUGCACAUCAGUGAGUACAUUUGCAAUCACUCGCUGGAUUUGUUUGAGAAGAUGUUCUUCUUGUUCCUGAUGAGAGGAGUUGCAGUGGAUGCGUUGUACAUAGAUGAGUGUCCGCCAUUAGUUUACAUUCAUUACUGUGAACAUUCCAAGUAUUUUGAGGAAGUAUUCACAAUACUCCAACAGCAGGGUUGUGAUGUAGACUACCACAGUGUGAGUGGGUUCCCCGAUGCGUUCAUAGCAUCAAUAGCGACGGGGGGCGCCACAGCUCCAACAAUGCUGCGGUUCAGCCUCGCCUGUGACCCCGACCAGCUGAUGAGGUUCAUCUGUGAAGUCCACAUCAUUGGCCGGAUAGUGUUACUUGCCCAAACCCAGCUGGUAUCAAUGGUGGACAUUCACGGUGAAGGACUUACUGUGGAAACUGUAGCAAACUUCGUACCGACAUUGAAACACUUGUGUAGGUUAACAAUAAGGAGUUGUUUAAGAAAUAGUGGAGUGAAGUCUAGCCGACAACUUCCAAAGGUCUUAGAGCUUUUACCACUGCCGCGUGCUAUACUAGCCUUUCUAAGAUAUUUUUAAGAAAGUCCAAGAGUUUAAAAUCAUAAGUACCUACGUAAUGAUAUUAUUAUUUUGCCUGAAAAGAUGGGUGUUACAAUAAGUCUGAAGCCAAGGCUUGUGAAUAAGUAAAAAUACUGCAGUUGCUAUGAUGACUUCUGUUUUAUUAUAAACUUUGUAAAUAAAAAUAGAUCUCUAUCACAUGAUGCUUUAGUACACGAUUAUAUAUUUUU